Messenger RNA from Opisthorchis viverrini, 234 nucleotides. RefSeq lists its product as hypothetical. The transcript has a single exon. The record is from RefSeq and is a predicted model, not a curated record. NCBI's taxonomy places the organism in Eukaryota, Metazoa, Platyhelminthes, Trematoda, Opisthorchiida, Opisthorchiidae. The annotation marks the transcript as partial.
GUGAACUUGCCGAUGUCGUUGAACCGGACAAAGCUGAUCAAGAUUCUGAAGCGGACUCGGAUGAUGCGCGUUGGAAUGGGGAUGUAAAUGUCGAAGGCGAUGGAGAUGACAUAGAUGACGAGGAAAUCGACAACGACUAUUGUCAGGCCUACUUUGAUAACGGCGAAGGUGACCUCAGCGACGAUGCCCUUGGUGGUGACGACGAAGAUGGUGGUGGCAGCAGAUACUUUGACU